AUGUUAAUACAGGAUAAUAAAAGAUAAAAUUGGUUGGUCAUAGUGAUAAUGUCAACUAAAUAUGCUUUUCUCCUGAUGGUUCUAGCAACUGGCAGUGCUGAUAACUCCAUCUGUUUAUGGGAUGUUUAGACAGGAUAUUAACUAGCUAAAUUAGAUGGUCAUUUAAAUGAUGUCAAUACAGUAUGCUUCUCUCUUGAUUGUACUAUAUUGGCCUGUGGUAGUGAAGAUAAGUUUAUCCUUGUAAGGGAUGUAAAAAAAGGUUCAUAAAUCAUAGUGAUAAUGUCAGCUAAGUAUGCUUCAUUCCUGAUGGCAACACAUCAGCAGAAGGCAAUGCUGAUAACUAUAUUCGUUUAUG
Paramecium sonneborni is the source of this 355-nucleotide messenger RNA. The record is from the annotation of a GenBank genome assembly. NCBI's taxonomy places the organism in Eukaryota, Ciliophora, Oligohymenophorea, Peniculida, Parameciidae.